Lipotes vexillifer (Yangtze River dolphin) is the source of this 597-nucleotide messenger RNA. RefSeq names its product RD3 like (gene RD3L). The transcript has 2 exons. The record is from RefSeq and is a predicted model, not a curated record. The coding region runs from base 1 to 597 and encodes 198 amino acids. Lineage: Eukaryota; Metazoa; Chordata; Mammalia; Artiodactyla; Lipotidae.
AUGCCACUUUUUGGCUGGAUGAAAUGGCCAAAAUACAAUUCCUACAAAUCCACACGCUACCCUGACUCAGAAGUAGUGACAAAGACUCUGCUUCGGGAAUUAAAAUGGCAUCUAAAGGAACGAGAGAGAUUAAUACAAGAGAUCGAAAAUGAGCAAAAAGUGAAAAAAACAGGUGUGGAUUACAAUUGGCUGAGAGACGAUCAGGAUCCCCAGGCAACCAUCCCAGCUACUGAACAAAGACAACUUGAAGUUCUUUGCUCACAGGUUCAAGCUUGUCAAACUGGAGCUGUUCUCAGCAGAUUUCGAGAAGUUCUGGCAGAAAAUGAUGUACUGCCAUGGGAAAUUGUCUACAUCUUCAAGCAAGUUCUGAAGGACUUCUUAAGUAGUACUGACAAAGGCAGUCAGCAAGAGGGCCUGGAAGAGUCACAGAGAGCAGCCUGUCCUGUUCGCUCCGUGAUCCCAGGAGAAAGCUCCAACAGUCCAGACAAGGAUGAAAUACCCACUAUUUCAAGUUAUGUAGACAAAAACACAAAGAACAGGUUCCCAACAUUCUCACAUAGGAUAUGGAACCUACCAUAUUAUUACCCAUCAAGUUAA